AUGACAACUUGGUCCACAAGUAUUUUGUUCAUUCUUUAUGUCUUUAGCACAUUAUCUAGCACUGAAUGUGCCAAUGGGACAAUUUCAGCAGUUAUAGCAUUUGGAGAUUCAAUAUUGGACACAGGCAAUAACAACAAUCUCAAUACAAUGACCAAAUGCAACUUCCCUCCAUAUGGAAGGAAUUUUCCAGGAGGAUUACCAACAGGAAGAUUCGGUGAUGGAAAGGUUUUCUCGGACUUGAUAGUCGAAGGACUUGGAAUUAAAGACAUCCUGCCAGCAUAUCUUGAUCGUAAUCUGAAAGAUGCAGAUCUUUCUACAGGCGUUUGCUUUGCUUCUGGUGGUUCGGGUCUUGAUUCCCUAACAGCAAGAAUUCAGUCGGUUCUUUCAGUAUCAGAUCAGCUCCAUCUCUUCAAACAAUACAUAACAAAGCUUGAAGCUGUUGUUGGAAAGGAGAAAUCAAAUGCCAUUAUAUCCAAUGCCUUAUUUCUUGUGUCUUCUGGCAAUGAUGAUAUUGCAAUUACCUAUUACAGUCUCCGUCUCCGAUCUCAAUUUGCCGUUUCUUCUUACACUUCUUUAUUGGUUACAUUGGCUUCUAAUUUCACCAAGGAUUUAUAUGGGUUGGGUGCACGAAGGAUUGCAUUUAUGGGUACACUACCAUUGGGAUGCCUACCAGCAGCAAGAGCUACAGUGGGAGGGAUUCUGUGUGCAGAGACAGUCAACCAAGCAGCACAAAUUUUCAAUUCCAAAUUAUCAUCUGAGCUUAGCGCCCUUAACAACAGCCUGUCUGAAGCCAAAAUAUUCUAUCUUGACGUCUACAGUCCUCUUCUUGAUCUAAUCCAAAACCCACAAAAAUCAGGUAAUUAA
This is a messenger RNA of Hevea brasiliensis (rubber tree), 864 nucleotides long. RefSeq names its product GDSL esterase/lipase At1g23500-like. Gene Ontology annotation, biological process: lipid metabolic process. Gene Ontology annotation, cellular component: extracellular region. The record is from RefSeq and is a predicted model, not a curated record. Gene Ontology annotation, molecular function: lipase activity. The transcript has 4 exons. Lineage: Eukaryota; Viridiplantae; Streptophyta; Magnoliopsida; Malpighiales; Euphorbiaceae. Bases 1 to 864 code for a protein of 287 amino acids.